UAUAAACCGACAUCACUUUUAAACACGACUUUAGUAAUAGUACUCUAAACUCGCUGACUCUCCCUCUCUCUCCACUGUUCCGAAUCAAAAUUGAGUUCAGAGCUAACUUAAAGCGUGCCUACUCUCCGACGAAGGCGCCGCCUACUGGUGGAAGAAGAAUCAGAAGAAAGUAUAAGCAUCACUUAUGGAAGAAGAGAGUUCUGGAAGGAUCCUGACUGAUGCCGACGCCGUCCGAGCGCCGCCCGCAGGAUUCCGCUUCUCCGACUACGGCUACAUUGGAUCUGCCGGCAUUGCGCUUGCCACAGUAUCAUACCUGAUAUGGACAUGUCCUCCUUACAAUUGGCUGCAAUCAGUGAAUAUCCAUUACUAUCCAAGCAGGUAUUGGGCGGUAGUCCCUGUGCCGAAUUAUGCAGUGGUGGUUACAAUUGUAGUGGCAAUUGGAUUUUAUAUAGGCCUCACCUUCACGGCUUCUCCUCCUCCUCCAACUCUGAAGUCUCUGUUUGAUGAAUGCAGUGAGGAACUAUUAGGAAUCAUCCCUGCUCCAGAUGAUUAUCAGCUCAUCGAGAAUCUACCAGAUAUUUGACAUUUUAAAUUGAACUGAGAAA
This is a messenger RNA of Andrographis paniculata, 605 nucleotides long. Its product is annotated as phosphatidylinositol N-acetylglucosaminyltransferase subunit P-like. The transcript has 4 exons. Lineage: Eukaryota; Viridiplantae; Streptophyta; Magnoliopsida; Lamiales; Acanthaceae. The coding region runs from base 185 to 583 and encodes 132 amino acids. The record is from RefSeq and is a predicted model, not a curated record.